AACUCUAAAAUGGAAAGGCAGUAACGAAACGGAACUGCUGUUUGUUUUGAUUCAAAUAAUUCUGCUUAUUUUUUGGCGAAAAUAGUAUUUUCUGAGCCAAAAAUAAUAUAAAAUGAUAUAUAUAUGUAUAUUUGGACAUCAGUGUAAGUAAGCUUAAGCAAUUAAAGAGAUUUGUUUUUGGCAUGGAUAAACUUAAAAAUAGAAAGAGAGAUGAAACUUUGUUUACAUUCCUUGUGACUUUAACCGCUCACUUGUACUACCUGCUGCUUGCAGACCUUGUCCGCCAUUUUAUCAGUUUAGAUUAUGUUGAUGCAGUUCAUAUACGUGUUAAAAGGACAACAAAAUCACAGGCUUAGAUUAGUCUUGCGUUUGAGACGCUUGGUUGCACAUAAAUUUCAUUUUUGUAGUUAAAGCUGGUUAUAAUAACUAUGGCCAUAUCAACAACAACAAUAUUAGAUCUCAACGAUGAAUGCUUAACAGCUAUCUUCGAACAUCUAAAGGGAAUGAGGGCGAAGCGGAAUUUUUCACGCACCUGUGACAGAUUUGCAAAAAUUUAUUGUAACUACUAUAUACAUCAAUUUAUUAUCGAAGAGCAUGACGCGUAUUUUCUCGACAGUCGUUUAGUGACAAAAUUUGGCCAUUUAAUCGGAACUCAUAUGUUCCCAAUGCCGGAUCUUAAAAGCAUUAAAUUCGAUGAUACAUUUGCGCUAUUUUUCACCGAAAGAUUCUUUCGGGCGCUCAGACGAGAUCACCAAACUAUAGAAAGCGUGGAGCUGCACGGCUUCGCUGAUAAAGACUUACAAAACCUGUUGCCUUUGCCUAAUCUAAAGCGUCUAAAGUUAAACUUCAGUCACGUAACUGGCAGCUACAUAGACCAAAUGUCCAACCUCGAGGAAUUAAUUAUCGACAAUGUACAUGAUUUCGAAUCCAGACAUUUGAUUAGCAUUCUUAAGCGAAAUAAGUUACAAAAGCUGGUGGUACGCGCCUGUCCCUAUGUAUUCGCCACAAUUGAUGCUUUGGAGAUGUCACAAAAUUUAAAUUAUCUACAAGAAUUAGAAGCGAACUGGCAUGAAAUACGCAAAUGGCAAUUAAUAGGCGAUCUGCCGUGCCUAAAAGUGUUAAUUAUCAAUAAAUUCAAAACAUUACAAUGUCGGAGGUGUCGGAAAAUCGAACGAGGCGAUGCCAUGCUACCCGUCAGCGGCACCUACUAUGGCAUAUGUGAGUGCGGUUUGUAUGAGGCGAGAGAGUUAUUCAAGGGCUUACGUAAAAAUCAUAUUUUGGAAAAAUUAAUUUUUCUCGGCUCCCGCAUAACAACCAGAGAUCUCACCUUCAUAUCAAAAUUAACCAGCUUAAAGACACUGUACAUGGGCGUAGAUAAUGUGCCGCUCUACGUUUCGGUAGCGAUGUUUAAUCGUUUAAAAGAGCUGGAAGAAAUAGAUAUAGGUUAUUCGUGGAAAUUGCCAAUCGAAGCUUUGGACUUUUUGAUGAAGUGCCAAAAACUGAAAUAUGUAAAUUUUGGCAAUUCACAAGGUUUCCCUGAACAAUUCAUUUUGGAGGCAAUCGAAGUGAUUAAGCGUAGAGAAGUGCCACCUGUCAAACCUGUAAGGUUGCAUUUCAUGAAUCCGGACUUUUCCAGGGAAUUCCUCGAGGAUGAACGUGUGAUAGCAGCCAAACCUUUCCUGCAAAUUGAGCAUUUCCAGACGGUAGAAUUGGCAAAACGCCUCUACAAUUACAUAUAUUAUUUUUGAUAGACUUUUGUUAAGCACAGCGUGAUCGUUAGUAUGACCGUUAGCUUGAUUUAUGUAAGCGCCACAUAGCAUAGGAAAUAUAUAUUGAAUUGUUUAUCUUAUUUAUGUACAUAACUAAUUUGCAGCAUAUUUUUUUUAUUGUUUUUCAAAUUCUUUCGUGCCAUGUAAAUAAUAUAUAUUUUGAUCUCAAUAAACAUUUUUUUGUAGUGAGCUUAAAAA
Bactrocera dorsalis (oriental fruit fly) is the source of this 1967-nucleotide messenger RNA. RefSeq lists its product as uncharacterized. Lineage: Eukaryota; Metazoa; Arthropoda; Insecta; Diptera; Tephritidae. Bases 429 to 1748 code for a protein of 439 amino acids. The transcript has 4 exons. The record is from RefSeq and is a predicted model, not a curated record.